This is a messenger RNA of Arabidopsis thaliana (thale cress), 357 nucleotides long. RefSeq lists its product as uncharacterized. Bases 1 to 357 code for a protein of 118 amino acids. The record is from RefSeq and is marked reviewed. The transcript has a single exon. Lineage: Eukaryota; Viridiplantae; Streptophyta; Magnoliopsida; Brassicales; Brassicaceae.
AUGGUGGUGAGUUCCAUUGUGGACCAUUUGAUGGUGAACUCCAAUUUGGAUCAUUUGAUGAUGAACCCCAUUCUCCAUUCUGAAACAUUUGGUGAUGAACCCAAUUGCAGAACAUUUGAUGGUGAACUCCAUCGUGGAGCAGUUGAUGAUGAACCUCACUGCAGACCAUUUGACAGUCAAUCAGAGCAGUUGAUGAUGAACCCCACUGCGGACCAUUUGAUGGUGAACUCCAAUUUGCAUUAUUUGAUGAUGAAUCCCAUUUCUAAGCAUUUGGUGAUAUGCUCAAUUGUUGAACACUUGGUGAUGAACUCCAUUGUGGCCCAUUUGAAAGAGUACCCAUUCUGCAGCACUUGGUGA